AUGUCGUCGUCGUUUUUUACCAUACCCGCUUCCCAGCGCAAGCGGAAGAGGGAAGACCGUGCCGCCGCGCCUGCGUCGAAGAAGCGCGGAGUUGCAGUAAACGGAGAUGACGAAGAAACGUCAACGCGCAGAAGACAGGAGCGGGAUGAGUCAAUCUCUGGUAGCGAAUCUGACGUUGAUGAAGACAUUUCAGAGUCAGCAGUCUCCGAGGACGAGAGCAUCUCCGACUCGGACGAGGGCGAGACCGCCGCGGAGCGGAGAUUGAAACUAGCGGAGAGAUAUCUGGAAAAUAUCCGUGAAGAGGUAGACGAGGCGGGAUUUGAUGCGGCAGAUCUUGACCGUGAUAUCAUCGCAGAAAGGUUGAAAGAGGAUGUGGAUGAGGCCAAAGGCCGCGUAUUCCGCCAGAUUGCCUCCAAAUUGGAUUUUGCAGGAGCAUCCCACACAUUCUUCCGUGCAGAUACCCUGUCUACUACGUCCAUUGCAGUCCAUCCACCUUAUGUCUACACGGUCUCUAAAGAUAGAACUCUCGUCAAAUGGGAGCUGGCAAAUCCAAGUCUUCCAGAGCAAACUGUCACGAAUGGCGUAAACGGCACUUCUAAACACCCACGUCCAGUGAGGAAGAAGCCAAAGAAUCUUAAGUUCGUCAAGGGUUUGCAGAAGGUUCCGGGAAGUCGCGAGCGACAAGGGCAUACGGGCAAUAUCCUGACGGUCGCCGUUUCACCAUCUGGGAAAUACGUUGCCACUGGAGGAGAAGAUCGGAAACUAAUUAUCUGGGAUGCGGAGACCCUGACUCCCAUGAAAACGUUUACCCAGCACCGAGCUGCUGUCAGUGGGCUCUCCUUCACCAGGCACAUCUCCGCAAACAGCUCUGGGGAGCAACUCUUCUCUGGAUCCUUCGAUCGCACCAUCAAGACGUGGUCCUUGAGCGGGGGAGGCCAUGCAUAUGUGGAGACACUCUUCGGGCAUCAGGACAAUGUUACAUCGGUCGCCUCGAUGAUGACCGACCAGUGUGUCAGCGUGGGCGCGAGAGACCGAACGGCACGACUAUGGAAGGUGGUUGACGAAACGCAGCUCGUCUUCCGUGGCGAGUCUUCCAAGAAGGAAGAGUACCAGACCAACAACCUGGAUUGCGUAGCUACGAUCCCACCCACUCACUUUGUGACGGGCUCGGAUUCUGGAGCUCUGUCCCUAUGGUCCAUCCAUAAGAAGAAACCGCUUUAUACGAUUCCACUUGCUCAUGGUUUGGAUCCCUUACCACCACCGGAGGAGCUGUCGUCGGAAAUGGAUCCGAAGACUGCGGCUCACAACUCCCGUUUUGUCCGCCGCAUGCCACGCUGGAUCACGGCUCUGACGACAGUGCCGGGCACCGACAUCGUUCUCAGUGGGAGCUGGGACGGCUGGAUCCGCGCCUGGAGAGUGUCAGAGGAUAAGAAGAUGAUCUAUCCGCUUGGGCCUGUUGGUGGGGGUUCUGCUGCCUCGCACCCGACGCCGUCGACGCCGUCCUUGCAGCUCAAGCAGACGCUGACCUUUGACGGGCUCGGCGGAUCUGACGCUAUGGCUGUUGACCACCCAGAGGACCUGACGGCAGCGAAUGGGACCAAGAAGGAGCCUGAACCGCUGCUGAAGGGUGUAGUGAAUGACAUUGCAGCCUUCGAGCGCCGCCCAGAGACAUCGAAGCCGGGUCAACUGGGUUCGAAAUCAAAAGACAAAAAGGCUGAGCCCCGGGGAUUAUGUAUUGUGGCCGCUCUGGGCAAAGAGCACCGGCUCGGACGGUGGAAAUGCUUCAGAAACAACUACUAUGACGGACCAACCUCUCAGGGACGCAAUGGUGCUGUAGUAUUCGAAGUCUCUUUCUCAAUUUGUGCUGAUGCAGCAGCGGAUGAUGACACAGCCGCCGCGCCGAAUGGUGUAUAA
This is a messenger RNA of Rasamsonia emersonii CBS 393.64, 1914 nucleotides long. RefSeq lists its product as uncharacterized. NCBI's taxonomy places the organism in Eukaryota, Fungi, Ascomycota, Eurotiomycetes, Eurotiales, Trichocomaceae. Gene Ontology annotation, cellular component: small-subunit processome. The transcript has 2 exons. Gene Ontology annotation, molecular function: snoRNA binding; protein binding. The record is from RefSeq and is a predicted model, not a curated record. Bases 1 to 1914 code for a protein of 637 amino acids.